AUGGUUUCAGACAAGUUUCAGAUCACCUGCCAGCCCAUCAAAGGACUAAAGCGAGGUGGAGGUAUACGUUUUGGUGAAAUGGAACGAGACUCGUUGCUUGCGCAUGGGGCAGCCUAUCUAUUGCAUGAUAGGCUUCAUACAUGUUCUGAUUAUCACAUUGCUGCUGUAUGUUCUAUAUGUGGAAGCAUCCUAACACCCUCAGUCAUCAAGCCAGAGAAACGGGUUGCACGUGCAGUUAAGGGACUGCCCCCUGUAAGAGCUCCCAAGGUCUUCCGUCAUGCUUGUGAUACGAAUAAAGGGAUGGAGACAGUUGCAAUGCCCUAUGUCUUCAAAUACUUAGCUGCUGAGUUAGCAGCUAUGAGCAUAAAAAUGACCCUCCAGCUAAGUAUUUGA
Prunus armeniaca (apricot) is the source of this 393-nucleotide messenger RNA. The record is from the annotation of a GenBank genome assembly. Lineage: Eukaryota; Viridiplantae; Streptophyta; Magnoliopsida; Rosales; Rosaceae.